ACAGUAGUGUAUACUUCCUCCCAUCCCGAUUGUCAAUCUCACCCAGAACCCGAUGAUGUUUCAUCACGACCCGGAUGCAGCAGCGCGCGAAAUACUUGUGGUCCACCUACCUACCUACCUACCUAACUAGAUAUGCUUGGACAACUCGCUUGACAGUCGCUUCUUGCUAGUCAGCAUUAUGUCUUCGUCAGAAUCCACUUGCGACGACCAAUUGUCCUGGCAUGCGAUAACAGCUGCACGACUUCUUAGCGCACGACAGAAAUCAUCUCGCCUUGGAGCAACCAAAUCUCGUCACGGCUGCAUCGCCUGCAAGGGCCGACGAGUCAAGUGUACAGAAGAACAUCCGGCUUGUCGCCGAUGUGUUCGGAGUGGCCAGGAGUGCAAAUAUGCACCUACUCCAGAUUUCCCAUCCGCGCGAUCGAACAGGUCAGGAAUCGGGCUGCAGCUAUCUCAAUACAUGGGACUCAGGGCCAACGAGCGUCGUACCUUUGAAUAUUUCUUGUUACAAGCUGCGCCUCGUCUCGCGGGAUCUUUUGAUCAAGAGUUCUGGUGUCGAUCGGUGCUACAGCAAGCACAAACCGAGCCGUGCAUCCGAGAUGCAUUGCUUUGCAUCUCAUACUUGCACGAGAGCCCUCGCUACUUGACGACCUUCCUAGUUGCGGAGCAACAACAAAGCCCGAUAUGGUCAAUUCUUGGCAGGCCGUCUGCUGAGCACUCCCCAAAAAUGAAUGAGUUUAGGCAAGGUCUGCCGCAAAUUAUGGGCAACCUCCCUCCAAUUCAAGUUAAAAUGCCAACGCUGGACAAGUCUGUACAGGCUUCUUUGAAGCACUACAACGAUGCAAUGGGCGCCGUGAGAGAACGAAUCCAUACGGGCAGGCUGUCUCCGAUGCUCGCUUUGCAAACCUGCCUUCUUUUUAUUUUUAUAGAGAUCAUGCAAGAUAAUAUUCACAACGUGGUGAAUUUAUUGAUUCAAGCCGAGGGAAUCAUGAGGUCAGACAUGACACCAGUCACCCGAGAUGAGAAAGCACUUUACAAAGAACUCAAUCGAAUGAUCUUUCAAUCUUGUUCUUCGGCUGCAGUGUUUGGAUGGCAGCAAAGACCAACGAUCACACACAUCAAUGCCGUAUUUGACGUGGCAGCCGAAUACACGACCAUGGCCGAAGCAAAUGAUGCAUUCUUUGAGUGGAUUCUCGAAUGUCAACGCACUCUUUGCGAAAUCGAAGGUAUACCCCUGCCGAGCGGGAUGUCAGAGCUUACAGAGGUUGUGAAUACUGGUCACAAAAAAGCCUUUGUUCAAUGUUUAUACGAUCAAGAAUUCGAAGCUAACCGGUCUAAUCCAAACAUGCGAUCGUCAAGCGAUUCCAAGAGGACUUUGCCGGAACAACAAAGUUUACUGCAAAAAUUACAUCAAUGGUAUGCCGCUUUUCUCAGAACGCCGAGAUCUCAAGAAGGUCAUGUUUUGUGUCUCGAGAUGUAUUAUCGCGUUGCAAUCAUUUGGAUCUCAACAUGGAAUUGCGACCAGCAGAAGGAUUUUGACCAAUUCACUGAGCUCUUUCAACAGAUCGUCGGCCUAGCGGAGAGGUACGUGCGCAAGGUACAAAUAGAGAAAUCGGUAUAUACCUUGGGCACUGGCGUGCUCGGUCCGCUGACUGCGACCGCAUGGAAAUGCCGGGUCCCUCUUCUCCGGAGAAAAGCCACUCGUCUCAUGUGGGAGCUUCCUUCUACGAGGGAAUGUGUGUGGACAUCCAGACCUGUCGCUGAGGUCGCCGCUCGACUCAUCACCAUCGAAGAAGAAGACGCGCCGUGGUCGAUCUUCAAGAAUUGCGACAUCUCGGUCACAUCUUGUCCAAUAGACGAUUCUUUCCGUCCCUCCGAGUCCAAUCGAGUCGCUUCUUACUUGGUCAUCUACAACUUCACGGCUGGGCGCUGGGAACUUCGCGUCACGCGGAAUCAGCUCUCCGCCAGCGGCAAGCGAGAACCCGUCUCCCAGGAUUAUAGCUUCUGAAGAAAUUGGAAGGUGGGGCUUUUGUUCCUGAUUGUCAAGGAGGUUCUUUCCCUUGGACCGCGUUCAUGUCCUCGCAGACGGUCGUGUCUUC
Molecule: messenger RNA, 2096 nt
Organism: Dissoconium aciculare CBS 342.82
Lineage: Eukaryota; Fungi; Ascomycota; Dothideomycetes; Mycosphaerellales; Dissoconiaceae
Exons: 2
Coding region: 179-2005 (608 amino acids)
Biological process (GO): regulation of DNA-templated transcription
Molecular function (GO): DNA-binding transcription factor activity, RNA polymerase II-specific; zinc ion binding
Source: RefSeq, a predicted model, not a curated record